CGGCGUCAUCCGGAGCAUCAGCGAGCGGGUCCCAUUACAUCACUUCGCCCGCACCUGAUUCGCUGAAGGUCGGAGAUCCUGGAGGCUGCUCGCCCGCUGUUCGGUCCCCGUCCACCGACUCUGACCCGUUAACCCCUCGGUUCCGCGGGCGCGGCAGGCACCGGGAUGGCGGAGAGCGAGGCGGAGACCCCGAGCACCCCGAUAGAGUUCGAGAGCAAAUACUUCGAGUACAAUGGCGUGCGCCUUCCUCCCUUCUGCCGGGGGAAGAUGGAGGAGAUCGCGAACUUCUCCCUCCGGAACAGUGACAUAUGGAUCGUCACCUACCCCAAGUCAGGGACCAGCCUGCUGCAGGAGGUGGUGUACCUCGUCAGCCAGGGCGUGGACCCAGAUGAGAUCGGGCUGAUGAACAUCGACGAGCAGCUCCCUGUCCUGGAGUACCCCCAGCCGGGCCUCGACAUCAUUCAGGAGCUGACGUCUCCUCGCCUGAUCAAAAGCCACCUGCCCUACCGGUUCCUGCCCACCGCCAUGCACAACGGAGAGUCCAAGGUGAUAUACAUGGCCAGGAACCCCAAAGACCUGGUGGUGUCCUACUAUCAGUUUCACCGCUCCCUGCGCACCAUGAGCUACAGGGGGACGUUUCAGGAGUUCUGCCGCCGGUUCAUGAAUGACAAGCUGGGGUAUGGAUCCUGGUUUGAGCACGUGCAGGAAUUCUGGGAGCACCGAAUGGACUCCAAUGUGCUGUUCUUGAAAUAUGAAGACAUGUACAAGGACCUGGCGACCCUGGUGGAGCAGUUGGCGCGGUUCCUGGGCGUGUCGUGUGACAAGGCCCAGCUGGAGUCCAUGGUGGAGAGCUGCCACCAGCUGAUAGAGCAGUGCUGCAACCCGGAGACCCUCUCCAUCUGCAGGGGGCGCGUGGGCCUGUGGAAGGACAUCUUCACCGUCUCGAUGAACGAGAAGUUCGACGCGGUCUACAAGCAGAAGAUGGGCAAGUCGGACCUGACCUUUGACUUCAGCCUGUGAAGAUCCUCCAGCUGCAUGGAAACCACAGACCUGACUGCAUUGCUUCCUGUUCCUGUAAACCCGCUGGACCAGCUGGCUACUCCCAUCUUGUGUCACAGCACGUAGACUUCAGUAGAGACUCCUGGAUCUCCAGUUGCUGUUUUAAUCUUACUGUAUAAUCAAUCAUUCAUCUUUCUAUUCUAGACAUAUGAUGGUAUAUUUACCCAGCUUUGCAUAAGCCAAUGGCACUACCCUGCAUAAUCGUUUUUGGAGGUGAAUUUCAAGGUGUACUCCGAUAUCCAGCUGCAAUAGUUAUUAAACAGGCCCCCGAAAUAUGAUUCAUUUUCCGUUCCCCAGUGUCAGUCGUUGCACGGCGUGCUGGAAGAAUCUCAGGUUUCGACUGCUGCAGUAAAAGCCGGGCCUCCCAGGAACAGUGUUGAGAUUCCCUGCCCCCCCCCCCCAGCAGCAGCAGUGUGACGAGUCCGCCCCUGCGGACAGCACGCCUGCUGUGGCCCCUGCUGUUGGGUUUCCCAGGCUGCUGUGCGCAGAGCCAGGCCCUUGCGUGUGCCUGCUGCGCUGGAGCCUGGCCGCGGUCAGAUUAACGCUGCCCAUGCUGAAGCCAUCUGCCCCCCCCACCACAGCUGCUCUACUAGGAAGUUCUGCUUGGAGAAUUCCUGGAAGUGCAGCCGGCCAGACGAACCGAACAGCGUGACGGUGGUGCAACCGCUUCCCCCUUUCAGCCUGACCGCUGGUGCGCUCAUCUGCAGCGCCGCGGGACGCCGUCCCUCCCACCUCUGGCCCAGCACGCCCAGCCCCGCCCCACUGCUCCGCAAGACGUGCAGUCCAGCCUCGCGGCGAACCCGCGUUACAGGGGCCGCCAGAGUCCUGCAGGGACGCGACCACCGGGCCCCACGCUGAGCCGACCCCCGCUGCCCCUCAGCGACUGGACACUGCACCCCACCCUCGGGCACGGCAGCGCAGCGUAAGGACCCUGCACACACCACAUUAUUGGGGAGAUUCCUCUCUGGUGUCCAGAACGUCCUUGAACACUACACAGGCUGGAGGUCCCAGCGGCCCCCUACUGCACAGUGAGACACUUAUGAAUGUCUUUAUGGUGUGGCUGUACAUAGCUUGUCCAGAUGUUGUCGGUGACAUUCCUAAUGGCAUGGCUAGACUCGAUAGCACUUUUCCCUGUUACCUGCUCUGUUUUACCGGUGCACGGUUUUGGUUCUAUUUUUUAUAUUGUUUGGUUAUCGUGCACAUUCCUAUGCACUGUACUUUCCUUUCUGGCUUGCUGGUUUAUUAAUAAAUAAGUCUUCGGCCCCCU
This is a messenger RNA of Lepisosteus oculatus (spotted gar), 2326 nucleotides long. It is a transcript of the gene sult4a1, whose product is annotated as sulfotransferase family 4A, member 1. The record is from RefSeq and is a predicted model, not a curated record. Gene Ontology annotation, molecular function: sulfotransferase activity. NCBI's taxonomy places the organism in Eukaryota, Metazoa, Chordata, Actinopteri, Semionotiformes, Lepisosteidae. Gene Ontology annotation, biological process: sulfation. Gene Ontology annotation, cellular component: cytoplasm.